AUGUCAGAAGUGUAUCUCAAAGAACAAGAAUACGGGAAAGAUCGUGUUCGUUUAGCAAAGAUUGUUAAGACAGGAAAAUGGCAUGAAAUCAUAGAACUCACUGUCCGCGUGCUUUUGGACGGCGAAUUCGAACUUUCUUAUACAAAAGCUGAUAAUUCUAUGAUUGUCGCUACUGAUUCUAUGAAAAACACUAUUUAUAUUCUUGCAAAACAAUUAUCUUGUGUUGAAAAUAUUGAAAUUUUUGCUACAGAAAUUGGAAAACACUUUAUUACCACAUAUUCUCAUGUACAUAAAGCUACUAUUUCAAUUAUCAAGCAUAAGUGGACUAGAAUGUUGAUUGACGGUAAACUUCAUGACCAUUCCUUCCAUAGAGACGGUGAAGAUGUUCAUGAUACCAAAGUUGUCGUUUCAAAAAAAGGUGUUACCAUUGAAUCUGGAUUGAAAAAUUUGUUAGUAUUAAAAACUACAGGGUCUGCAUUCUAUGGAUUCCUGAGAGACAAAUAUACAACCCUUCCAGAGACAGAUGAUCGCAUCCUUUCAACUAGUGUUGACGCAACUUGGACUUUUAAUAUCCAAAACAUGGCUUCGAUUGAGAAAAUUCCCUUUAAUGAUAUUUAUGAAUCAAUUAAACAAAUUACUUUACACACAUUUGCCACGGAUAACAGUGCAUCUGUACAAGCUACAUUGUAUCUCAUGGCCAAAAGCGUGUUGGAAAAGCAUUCACAAAUCGAUUCUAUUAGAUAUGAAUUGCCAAAUAAACAUUAUUUUACUUAUGAUCUUGAAAGGUUCGGAUUAAAGAAUACCGGAAAAGAUUCUGAUAUCUUUGUACCUUUUAGUGAUCCAGCGG
Molecule: messenger RNA, 847 nt
Organism: Racocetra fulgida
Lineage: Eukaryota; Fungi; Glomeromycota; Glomeromycetes; Diversisporales; Gigasporaceae
Source: the annotation of a GenBank genome assembly